This is a messenger RNA of Condylura cristata (star-nosed mole), 3750 nucleotides long. It is a transcript of the gene TDRD7, whose product is annotated as tudor domain containing 7. Gene Ontology annotation, biological process: lens morphogenesis in camera-type eye; lens fiber cell differentiation; spermatogenesis. The record is from RefSeq and is a predicted model, not a curated record. Lineage: Eukaryota; Metazoa; Chordata; Mammalia; Eulipotyphla; Talpidae. Bases 214 to 3507 code for a protein of 1097 amino acids. The transcript is spliced from 17 exons.
GGCCAGGCUUCCCUCGGGGCGGGGCCGAGAGGGGCGGGGCCGAGCAGGGCGGGGCGGGGGCUUGAGGUGAAUCCCCUGCCGCGGCGGCGGCUCGGGCCGUGCGGGGAAACCGAAAGUGGGCGGUGGCCGUGGCUGUGGCCCUGGCGAAGACGGAGGCUGGAGCUGGGCCCAGUGGCGCGGGGACUGGCCGGGGGCCCCUGGAACGAGGUGAAGAUGCUGGAAGCAGAUCUGGUUUCAAAGAUGCUACGAGCUGUUCUGCAGUCUCAUAAGAAUGGAAUAGCACUAACCCGGCUCCAAGGAGAGUACAAAUCCUUGACUGGAGACUGGAUCCCCUUCAAGCAGUUAGGGUACCCUUCCCUGGAAUCCUAUCUGAGAAGUGUGCCAGCAGUUGUCAGGAUAGAAACUAGUAGAUCUGGAGAGAUUACCUGCUAUGCUGUGGCCUGCACAGAAACUGCAAGAAUUGCACAGCUUGUGGCUCGUCAGAGGAGUUCUAAAAGAAAAACUGGAAGGCAAGUUAAUUGUCAGAUGAGAGUAAAGAAAACCAUGCCAUUUUUUCUAGAAGGAAAACCGAAGGCAACCCUCAGACAACCAGGAUUUUCUUCAGAUUUUUCUAUCAAAAAACCUAACCCAACACUGUUAAGAGACAAAGGAAAUGCUUUUGGAGUUAAAUAUGAUGCUGAAAUGCCACCCUAUAUAUUACAUACAACUAUUGGGAGGGAAGUAUUCAAAGAUGUUCCAGUGCAGAGGCAUAUGGCCAUGCCUGCCAGCAACAGGUUUAGUCCAAAGGCAUCUCUUCCACCACCCUUCCAGAUGCACCCUUCAAGAACCUGUGCUAAGGAAAUAAGUGAUAAUUUAAAUCAGUCUGUUGAAAAACUGAACGCAACACCUCCUGCCUCUCAUGCUUACAAAAUGGAUGAGGUUCAAAACCGCAUAAAGGAAAUUCUACACAAGCAUAACAAUGGUAUCUGGAUAUCUAAGCUUCCACAUUUUUACAAACAGCUAUAUAAAGAAGAACUUAAUCAGGGAAUUUUACAGCAGUUUGAACAUUGGCCUCAUAUUUGCACGGUGGAAAAACCUGGUGGUGGUGGUCAAGAUUUACUUCUUUAUCCAGCUAAGAGAAAGCAGCCUUUGAGAAAUGAAAAGGACGCUGAAAAAGUGCCUCCAUCCCAACUACCUCCUCCAAAGCAAAUACCGCCAUCAAAAGGGUGCCCAGCAAUUAUGCCAGAGGACUUCAAAGAAAAAGUUGCAGAGCUGCUGGUGAAGUACUCAAGUGGUCUUUGGGCCAGUGCACUCCCCAAAGCAUUUGAGGACACGUACAAAGUGAAAAUUCCCGAGAAUGCCUUAAAAAAUCUUGCCUUCCUUUCUGAUGUAUGCACCAUAGACUACAUUUCUGGAAAUCCCCAGAAGGCCAUUCUCUAUGCUAAACUUCCAUUGCCCACUGACAAACUCCUGAAGGAUGCAGGGCAUGCACGUGGUGAUUAUGACAUCAAGACUAUGGUUGAACAAGAAUAUCUUCAAAUAGAGGAAAACAUUGCCGAAUGUGCUAAUGCCUUUUUCGAGAAUGUAACAGUCCCUCCGUUAGUCAUUCCAACUGAGGCAUCCCCAUCUGUGUUGGUGGUUGAACUGAGCAACACAAAUGAAGUAGUUGUCAGGUAUGUGGGCAAAGACUAUUCUGCCGCUCAGGAAUUAAUGGAAGAUGAGAUGAAGGAGUAUUACAGUAAGAACCCAAAAGUCAUGCCCGUCCAGACUGUGCAUGUGGGGCAGUUGCUGGCUGUAAACGCUGAGGAGGAUGCUUGGCUUCGGGCACAGAUCAUCUCAACUGAAGAGAACAAGAUAAAGGUAUGCUACGUUGACUAUGGUUUUAGUGAAAAUGUUGAAAAGAGUAAAGCAUACAAAUUGAACCCGAAGUUCUGUUCACUCUCAUUCCAAGCUGCGAAGUGUAAGCUAGCAGGGUUGGAAGUUCUAAGUGAUGAUCCUGAUUUAGUGAAGGUGGUUGAGUCUUUAACUUGUGGGAAGAUCUUUGCAGUGGAAAUACUCGAAAAAGCUGAUAUUCCACUUGUUGUUCUGUAUGAUACCUCAGGAGAAGAUGAUAUAAAUAUCAAUGCCACCUGCUUAAAGGCCAUAUGUGACAAGUCACUAAAGGUUCACCUUCAGGUUGAUGCCAUGUACACAAAUGUCAGAGUGACUAAUAUUUGUUCUGAUGGCACACUCUACUGCCAGGUGCCAUGUAAAGGUCUGAACAAGCUCAAUGACCUUCUGCAUAAGAUCGAGGACUACUUCCAUUGUAAGCACAUGACCUCCGAGUACUUCAUUUCAGUGCCCUUCUGUGGGAAAAUCUGCCUCUUCCAGUGCAAAGGAAAAUGGUUACGAGUAGAGAUCACAAACAUUCAUAGCAGCCGGACUCUCGACGUUCAAUUCCUGGACACUGGUGCUGUGUCGUCUGUAAAAGUGUCUGAGCUCAGGGAAAUUCCUCCUCGAUUUCUUCAAGAAAUGAUUGUGAUACCACCUCAGGCUAUGAAGUGCUGUUUAGCAGAUCUUCCUCAGUCUAUUGGCAUGUGGACACCAGAUGCUGUGCUUUGGUUGAGAGAUUCUGUCUUGAAUUGCUCAGACUGUAGCAUUAAGGUUACAAAAGUGGAUGAAACCAGAGGAAUCACACAUGUUUAUUUAUUUACUCCUAAGAACUUUCCUGAUCCUCAUCGAAGUAUUAAUCGUCAGAUUACAAAUGCAGACUUAUGGAAGCACCAGAAAGAUGUGUUUUUGAGUGUCAUAUCUAACGAAAAUAGCUCUCCCAACAGCAAGAGUGGAAAUGCCCCCACUUUGGGCAGCACUGGAGAGAAUACCAGAAAGAGCCUUACAGAUGCCAUCAAAAAGUCUUUGGUGGACCACACCAGCGCGUUCUCCAUGGAGGAACUGCCACCUCCUGUUCAAUUGUCAAAGCCAGGGGAGCACAUGGAUGUGUACGUGCCGGUGGCCUGUCACCCAGGCUACUUUGUCAUCCAGCCGUGGCAAGAGAUACAUAAGUUGGAAGUUUUGAUGGAAGAAAUGAUUCUGUAUUACAGCGUGUCUGAAGAGCGCCACAUAGCAGUGGAAAAGGAUCAAGUGUAUGCGGCAAAAGUGGAAAAUAAGUGGCACAGGGUGCUUUUGAAAGGAAUUCUUACCAACGGGCUGGUAUCCGUGUAUGAGCUGGACUAUGGCAAGCAUGAAUUAGUCAACAUAAGGAAAGUACAGCCCCUGGUGGACAUGUUUCGAAAGCUGCCAUUCCAGGCAGUCACAGCUCAGCUUGCAGGAGUGAAAUGCAACCAGUGGUCUGAGGAGACUUCUAUGGUGUUUCGAAAUCAUGUGGAGAAGAAACCUCUGGUGGCACUGGUGCAGACAGUCAUUGAAAGUGCCAACCCAUGGGACCGGAAGGUAGUGGUCUACUUAGUGGACACCUCGCUGCCAGACACAGAUAUCUGGAUUCAUGAUUUUAUGUCAGAGUAUCUGGUAGAGCUUUCAAAAGUUAAUUAAUCACUGCUUCUGAGCCCUUGACAGCUAAUUCAGAUAUUUUAGCAAUAACAAAAUGUAGUAGGUUUAAAAAGGAAAUCUUACCUCUGCUAUAUAGCUCUGACUCCUAGGGGGAUUGAAAAGAAUAUGCUUAUGUUUGAUGAAAGAUAUUUAACAAGUUUUGUUUUAACAGAGUUGACUUUUCAAAGAAAAUUACACUUGAAUUAUUACUAUAAUAUUAGAAUAAAAUGUUUAUCAGUAUAAAAA